Messenger RNA from Pygoscelis adeliae (Adelie penguin), 894 nucleotides. Its product is annotated as leucine-rich repeat-containing protein-like. Lineage: Eukaryota; Metazoa; Chordata; Aves; Sphenisciformes; Spheniscidae. The record is from RefSeq and is a predicted model, not a curated record. The coding region runs from base 1 to 894 and encodes 297 amino acids. Gene Ontology annotation, molecular function: protein binding. The transcript has 8 exons.
AUGUCCGGAGAGGGUGCCAAGGCUUUAGCUCUUUCUUUGAUGGCCGAUACCUCUAUCCUCACGUUAGACCUGAGUGACAACUGGCUGCAGGGAGAAGGGGCAGCUGCAAUUGCGGAGAUGCUGAAAGAAAACAGCUACGUUUCAGCUGUUGAUUUAUCUGACAACAAAUUAGGCGUUGAAGGAGCUAAGGCCUUUUCCACUAUGCUUCUAGAAAAUACUACAAUUGCGUCCCUCCAGCUCUCAGGAAAUGAAUUUGAUGAUCAUGCAGCGAAGUAUUUAGCGGCUGCCAUCACAGCAAACAGCAAGGUGGAACUUCUGGAUCUGAGUUACAACAUGUUUGGUGACAAAGCAGGUGAAAUUCUUGGAAUGGCAAUAGCAGAAAACACUGGAUUAAAGGAACUUAAAAUCAGCUGGAACCAUUUCCAUAGCCAAGGGGCAGCUGCCUUGGCCAAAGGCUUGGGGGCAAACAUAUUUCUCAAAGUGCUGGAUGUUUCCUACAAUGGCUUUGGCAACAGUGGAGCAGCUGCCUUGGGGGAGGCUCUUAAAGCCAACAACGUGCUGGAAGAGCUCAACGUUAGCAACAACCGUAUUUCGGUGGAAGGAGCUCUGCACAUUGCAGCUGGCCUGAAAGAAAACAGGACUCUGAAAAGACUUAACAUGACCAGAAAUCCCAUGCAGAGUGAAGGCUGCUGUGGGGUCCUCAAAGCUCUACAAGCAAAUUCUGGCACUGGGAUAGAGAUCCUGGACUUGCCACCGGCAGAAAGAGCAGAUAACGCUGCUGCUGGCAUCUCGGGGAUGAAGCGUGGUGCUUACCUCAUCCUCUGGCUGUAUCUGCAGGAGGAGGAGGGGAGGAUCGAAGGGCAUAAUGAGAGGAUUACUUACAGCCAGCCUUAA